AGAAGGACAUGCCAAACAGACCUCUGAGAGUGCGCGCCCUGUCUCCAGAUGGCAAGAUAUCUUUUCGGUGGAAGCCCCCUUAUGGAGCAGGCUUCAGGGGUCCGCGCAGCAGAUCCCAAGGUUAUGUCCGUGGGUACGGAGAGAGCAACCGAAGGAUGAGCUAUGCUCCGCUGCUGCAAGAGCGACAAAACCAGGAAGCGAGAAAACUAACCUCUGAGUCAGUUCAUGUGGUUUCGCUGCCAUCAAGGAGCUCCCAAGGACGGAGCCAACCUGUCUAUAGGUCAUCUUUAACUAAAAGGAAAGUCACAGAGGAGGAAGAGGUGGAGGUGCCACAAGACAUAACUGUUCGAGUUAUGUCCUCUCAGUCUGUGCUUGUUGCUUGGACAGACCCACUGUAUGAAACACAGAAGGUUGCAGCCACUAGGCAAUACAGUGUUCGCUAUCGGGAAAAGGGGGAAUCGGCAAGGUGGGAUUACAAGCAGGUGACCAACCGGCGGGCACUGGUGGAGAAUCUGAUGCCAGACACGAUGUACGAGUUUGCCGUCCAAAUCUUGGAGGGAGGAAAGGAAGGCAAAUGGAGUGUGUCUGUUUACCAGCGGACCCCAGAGGCGGCUCCUUCCAGCGCACCUGAAAAUUUGGAUGUUUGGCCAUUAAAGGGAAAACCAACCUCAGUAGCAGCAUCCUGGGAUGCUCUCCCAGAGAGUGAAGGAAAAGUCAAAGAAUACAUUCUUUCAUACGCCCCGGCUCUCAAGCCAUUUGGAGCAAAGUCCAUCACCUACUCUGGAGCUACAACAUCAGCCAUAAUAGAUGGUCUGCAGGCCGGGGAGCGCUAUAUUUUCAAAAUUCGUGCAGCGAACAGGAGGGGACCAGGUCCUCAAUCUAAAGCCUUCAGUGUUGCCAUCCCAGCAGCAGCUAAUUCAGAGGCUAAAAAACGUGGGAAUGCUGGCUCAUCUCCUUCUCAAACUUCUUCUGUUUCUUCAAAAGCCCAGCCAUCGCUUUCAUCUAAGCAGUCGUCUAUUCAUUCACCUAAUGUUAGUGAUAAAAAGAGUCUUCUUUCUGAAUAUAAGAAUAAAAUCUUGACUCGAGGGGUCAUAAAUAAGUCUCAGUUACCUUCUAGAAAGACAGGAGAGCUGGAACCUGAUCUCCAGUCCACUGAGGUGACAGAUGACAGUGAUUCCUCCCAAGAAGCUCCAACGACACCACCAAAAGCCCAGGAUCAGAGGAGAAAUGUUAGACCCUUGUCCCCUAGUCGGACGGUCCACCCUGUCCUUGCCCUAGGGAAGACCCCCGUUCGAACCCACACAUCAGAGAUGUCACAGCAGACAAGCACAGAGAAACAAGACCAGUAUAAUCCGAGGUUGUCAUCCACUUCUUCGAGACAAGCUCGUCCUUCAUUACCUACUCGCUCAAGGGUCGCUACAAGAACAGUGUCCCAAACAGAGAAAAAAUAUGGCCCGUUGCCCUCAAAAAUGUCCAAAGCUGAACUUCCUCGAAAAGUUCCUUCCUCUUCUUCAUCUAAAUCUCAUCAAUCAGUUUCUAAUGAAGAGGAUGAUUAUUACAGUGAAUAUGAUCCGAAAGAAGUGGAAGAGAAACCCACAUCUUUGGCAGCAAAAUGGUCCCCUUCUGUUUCUAGAGGUAACAAAAACACAUACGAUGACACUACUAGCAAUAAAAGGAAAUCUAUGGACACUCUUCAGCCUCACAAAGUAAGCUCUGAAGAGGAAGAGAAGGAAGAAAUUCCAACAUUUAAAAUAUCUUCUCCUGAAUCACCAGGAGGCUCUGCCAUAGCAUCACGGAUUACACAGUCCUCUAACAAGCACACCCCAUCUAAACCAAGCUUUGUCUGGCCACGUUCUUCUGCAUCUACCACCACACACACUGUUUCUCCAGCAGUUUCUUCUUCCACUUUGUCGCCUCGACAGCGACUGUUGAACUCCAGGCUACGGAGCCCUUCCCAGCGGCAAUUUGUUAGACCUCCUUAUAGACAAGGUUACAAUGGCAGACCUAAUCUUACAACAAAAAACGGAAAUGGAAAUGGAAAAAUAAUACCUGGUAAUAAUGGAAAACCAAGUGGACAGAGAAUAAUCAAUGGCCCUCAAGGAACAAAGUGGAUUGUAGAUCUUGACCGAGGGCUAGUGUUAAAUGUUGAAGGAAAAUACCUCCAAGAUUCCCAAGGCAACCCUCUCCGAGUGAAAUUAGGAGGGGAUGGACGUACAAUUGUUGAUGAAAAGGGUGCCCCAAUGGUGAGCCCUGAUGGAUUACCUUUGUUUGGACAUGGCAGAUUUAGUAAACCUGUAGCAAGUGCACAAGAUAAACCAAUAAUAAGCCUUGGAGGGAAACCUCUGAUUGGUCUUGAAAUGAUUAAGAAAACAACCACUCCCUCAACUACUACUACAACAGUACCCCCAACAACUACCACCACAACUACUACAACCACUACAACUGUUGCUACGACUACCACCACCACUCCUGAACCAACCACCACUGAACCACCCACUGAGAAGCCAGCCCCCACCUGUCCUCCAGGCACCUAUGCACAGUAUGAUGACGAGGGCAACUUGCUGUUGGGGUUCGAUGGCCUGCCAGAGUGCAAUGCAGAAG
Molecule: messenger RNA, 2601 nt
Organism: Pterocles gutturalis (yellow-throated sandgrouse)
Lineage: Eukaryota; Metazoa; Chordata; Aves; Pterocliformes; Pteroclidae
Gene: FNDC1
Product: fibronectin type III domain containing 1
Exons: 11
Molecular function (GO): protein binding
Source: RefSeq, a predicted model, not a curated record